Messenger RNA from Benincasa hispida (wax gourd), 1474 nucleotides. RefSeq names its product Plant VAMP (vesicle-associated membrane protein) family protein. Gene Ontology annotation, cellular component: endoplasmic reticulum membrane; plasma membrane. Lineage: Eukaryota; Viridiplantae; Streptophyta; Magnoliopsida; Cucurbitales; Cucurbitaceae. The record is from RefSeq and is a predicted model, not a curated record. Gene Ontology annotation, biological process: endoplasmic reticulum membrane organization.
GACACGUGUCCCACUCUCUCUCCCUCUCCUCUCUCUCUCUCUAGUUUCAGUGAAGCUCUGCAGUUGCCAUCGGAGAGGUUACCAAAUAAGCUUUCGCUUAUGCUUUCCUCCUUUUUCGCUCUCGAUUUCCCCAUCUUUCCUUCUCUUUCUCUUCACUAUUCCUUUUUCUCUGCCUAAUUUUUCGAAACCCCUUUUGUUUUUCUUUCGAUUCAAUUUCGAGUUGGACCGAGCAAUCCGUACUCUUCCCCCCUUUCCCUUCGCUUCACCACUAAUUCAAUCUCUAUCUUGUUCAUAUCCUCAUCUUUUUUUCUAUUUCCUUCUCUCUUUUUUAGGGUACUGGCAUUCCGCUGUUUUUGGAUUUUCUGGGUUCUUUUUUUUGUUCUGUUUCUGGGUUGUUUCUUUUAAUGCUUGCUUUCUGGAGUUGAAAUCGGUAACUGGGUCGAUUUUUGUUUUGGGCUUUUCCAUUUUUUAUCUGGGUUUCUGCCGUCAUGAGUGCUGGAGGUGGGAAUCGCUUAAUCUCCGUUCAACCGGAUGAGCUUAAGUUUCAGAUUGAGUUUGAAAAGCAGAGCUUUUGUGAUCUUAAAGUAGCAAACAACACGGAACAUCAUGUUGCCUUUAAGGUCAAAACGACCUCACCCAAGAAAUACUUUGUGCGUCCCAACACUGGUGUUGUUCAGCCUUGGGAUUCUUGCAUCAUAAGAGUGACUCUCCAAGCCCAGCGAGAGUAUCCUGCAGAUAUGCAAUGCAAGGAUAAGUUUCUCCUACAAAGUACAAUAGUCCCACCAAAUACUGAUGUAGAUGAGCUUCCUUCUGAUGCUUUCAAUAAGGACAGUGGAAGGACAAUUGAGGAAUGCAAGCUUAAGGUUAUCUAUAUUUCUCCUGCAUCAGCCUUGGGGAACUCAGAAGAUGAAAAGAACUCAUCUCAAAGCUCCUCGGCUGUACAACGUCUGAAGGAAGAAAGAGACAUGGCUAUAAGGCAAACCCAUCAAUUACAACAGGAACUGGACAUGAUGAAGAGACGAAAAUAUCGGAAAGGCGAUCCUGGCUUCUCGUUUACUUUCGCGAUCUUCGUGGGGAUCGUUGGGAUCAUGGCAGGUUUCCUCUUGAAUCUCACAUUAUCUUCACCAUCUACGGAAUGACUUGGACCAUGUUUCAGAUCCUGAGCAGACAAAUUUCUAGUCAAUUUCAUUGUAUAAUUUUUACUUGCCAAUUUUUGUACAUUAAGAAACGCUGCAAAUUUGUGGUCUUGAUACCUUAAUUUUUCCAAAAUGUUGAUUUUUGUGCCAAUUGACUGUGAAUGUUGCUGGCGAUCUCUUCUGAAUCCUCCUUCAAAACUGAGGUUCAGAGAAGUUAAGUUUUAGUUCAUAUCUUUUAUAUAACUAAAUUCUAUGAUGUUUCUUUUAAAAUGUAAUUUCUGUAUGUAAUAUGAAUUUGUUGAAUACAUAUUCAUCAAGAUGGAGAUUUGAUCCUAAAA